Molecule: messenger RNA, 1352 nt
Organism: Klebsormidium nitens
Lineage: Eukaryota; Viridiplantae; Streptophyta; Klebsormidiophyceae; Klebsormidiales; Klebsormidiaceae
Source: the annotation of a GenBank genome assembly
CAAGUUUUCGAUUUUCCUGCUGGAUUUUCCUGAUGGAUUUAAAGUUUCGCUAAAUUUCUUUGACACUCCAGGAUGUAUGGACCAUCUCACAUGACUGAAAAUGUUGAGCGUGUCAAGCGGGCUGUGACUUUGACCACGAUGGCAUGAGCUUCACGAAAGUUGUCAUUGCAAUGAAGCUUGGUACGUAAUGUACUUUCCCCUUCUUCCUCCUCAGAGUCGAAUCACAUAAAGUUAGCGCUUCAUUCUGCACUGAUGCUCGUCAAUCGCAUCAGGAUGGCAGCCAUUUCUGCACAGCGCAGCAUCCAAUCGUCAGCAUUGCAGAAUGCAAAGCUAUGGCAUCAGACUUAUUCACCAAGAAUGGACCUUCAUAGGACAAGCAAUGUUGCCCCGCAACUUUCAAAGAGUCUGAAUGGGACAGGGAGAACUGAUUUUGAAAGCAGUAGAAGAAGCACCACCCCUGGGGCUGUCAUUGUAGCCGCUGCUGAGGUUCCUGCUUCACGGCGUGGUUUUGCAGCCAGAACAACAGAGCCAAGACCUGCCAGCUCAGCUCCAAGCGCCCAGCCCAGCACCUCGAGCAGCUACCACAAGAAACUCAAGGACAUCAUGGAUGCCCUUAGGAGACCAGUACCAGAAGAGGUGCUGAAACAGAGGCGGGAACCUGACGGAACCGUGCUUACUUACAUCCCAUGGCACAGCGCUAACCGGAUAUUGGAUCAUUACGCCCCUGGCUGGCAUGGGGAGGUCCGCUCGGUGACCUUCGGGCCCCACACGGUGACCGUAGUUUACCGCAUUACCAUCCUUGGGGCAGAUGGGGAUUCAAUAUCUCGCGAAGCCACGGGGACGGAACAGCUGCCAACAGCAUCAUCGGCUGGAGGUCCCGAUCCUGUUCAGAUGGCCGAACAGAUGGCGUUCAGGCGCGCAGCCGCUCGCUUCGGGCUUGGUCUAGAUCUGUACGGUUCCGCUAUCUGAAGGCUACUGACCGGGCAAGGGCCCUAGCUUGCAUGUGAUGUACAGUCACUUACAGAAGGAAGCUGUCUGCCAUAAAGACCCCUCCGCGACUAUGUGAUACCUCUGCGAAGCUGUUUGAUCAGUUGUCAAGCUCGCAGUUGCUAACGGUGGUCGGAGGUGCCAUAGCUUUUGAAAAGUCGCAACUUGUUAAUCUACGUAUAGCUGUCCGACGAGAAAGCAAGACCUAGGUCUGAUUGUAGAUGAUCGAUAGUUACAGAAGAGUGCCGCUGUACUCUGAUUCCCGGGCUUGCCCAUACUAUACGAGCUUGCUGUCAGUGAUGACGCCGCAGGGCCGGUUCUUCUGGUAUACUCAAACACUCCGACCUCGAGUCCCCUAUGGCAGC